Messenger RNA from Cloeon dipterum, 1219 nucleotides. RefSeq names its product forkhead box protein D1-like. Gene Ontology annotation, molecular function: DNA-binding transcription factor activity, RNA polymerase II-specific; RNA polymerase II cis-regulatory region sequence-specific DNA binding. Gene Ontology annotation, biological process: cell differentiation; regulation of transcription by RNA polymerase II; anatomical structure morphogenesis. The record is from RefSeq and is a predicted model, not a curated record. The coding region runs from base 41 to 931 and encodes 296 amino acids. Lineage: Eukaryota; Metazoa; Arthropoda; Insecta; Ephemeroptera; Baetidae. The transcript is spliced from 2 exons.
GGCAGUCGGUUUUUCGCAGCGUACAAAAACAGUGCUAGACAUGACCAUGGAGUGGCGAAGUCCCGAUUUGCCGCCCCCGACAGUUGUUGACGGCGGAGGCGCAGGCGAGGCGUCGGCGAGCGACAGCGACUCGGACAUCAACGUCGACUCGGACGGCGGCGAGUGCAUGUACGCACGGUCGGGGUCGCCAGGCAGCCCUGGGGAGGCGGCGGGCGCAGGCAAGGCUGGCGGCAAGACGGCAGUCAAGCCGCCCUACUCGUACAUCGCGCUCAUCACGAUGAGCAUCCUGCAGAGUCCGCAGAAGCGGCUCACGCUCAGCGGCAUCUGCGACUUCAUCAUGGCGCGCUUUCCUUACUACCGGGACAAGUUCCCCGCGUGGCAGAACUCGAUCAGGCACAACCUGUCGCUCAACGACUGUUUCGUCAAGAUCCCCAGGGAGCCGGGCAACCCCGGCAAGGGCAACUACUGGACGCUCGACCCCAACGCCGAGGACAUGUUCGACAACGGUAGCUUCUUACGCCGGCGCAAGCGCUACAAGCGCCAGCCGCCCCCGGGCCACCCUCUCGGCGAUUUCCACCUCGGAGGCCGCCAUCACCAAUUUGGGGGUCCGCACCACCACCACCAUCACGGCGCCCACAACCCUUUCUUCUUGCCACCGCAGCCGCCACUGCUGUCUUCCUUCCUGCAUGGCAUGCCGCAUUUCGCGCACCUGCCCCCGCUACCUCCCCCAGGGCCACCCUCGGCUAUGCCUCCCCUGUUGCGGCCAGUGCCCACCCUGUACCAAAACAAGGCGGCCGCCGCUUUGAAGUCGGGCUUCACCAUCGACUCGCUGCUCAUGGGUAGCGCCGGCCCCGCAGCCUCCGAGCACGUUUCUGCGUUCGCACCCCUUGGCCUGCCCUUCCGCCUCGGACCUGGAAACACGAGCAUCUAGGUGGACUCGCUGAACCGUUCCACCACGGCAUGAAUUAGAUCGGUCUCGCAAAGCCGAGAUCCACAAAUGAUGCGAGCACGCUUGCGGAGAAUGAGUUUGCUGAUUUCGUCGUUGAGAAAACUCUGCAUCUUCUUGUCGCUGGAUUCAUGAUCCACAAAACAAUGUUGAGCAGUCCGUAUUCUAACGCCAAUUUGAAUUAUUCCUCAACUGUGAUAUUCUGUACAUAGGAGAUUAACUUAUUUAAAAUGUUUGUUAAUAUGUGCCAUUAAUAAAAAAAGAUAUUGAAUU